Zerene cesonia (dogface butterfly) is the source of this 1510-nucleotide messenger RNA. It is a transcript of the gene mRpS9, whose product is annotated as 28S ribosomal protein S9, mitochondrial. The transcript has a single exon. Gene Ontology annotation, cellular component: ribosome; mitochondrial small ribosomal subunit. Lineage: Eukaryota; Metazoa; Arthropoda; Insecta; Lepidoptera; Pieridae. Gene Ontology annotation, molecular function: RNA binding; structural constituent of ribosome. The record is from RefSeq and is a predicted model, not a curated record. Gene Ontology annotation, biological process: translation. The coding region runs from base 214 to 1419 and encodes 401 amino acids.
AAAUCCUUAUGACAGUGACAACACAAGAAGUCUCAUGUCCAAAAAUAUAUAAUUAGGAUCUAGAAUUAAGUAUACAGGCUUGCCGCUUGCAACUUGGCCGUGCGCCUUGCACAUUUACAUUGCAAUAAAUUUAUACUUUGCAUCAGAUACGCUCGAACAUAAGUGUAAUUUUUGCGUAAUUAUGUCCAUCUAGGAAAUUAAAAAUACCACAAGAUGUCCAAUGUUAUAAAGUUAACCAUCAAACAGGUUAUACCUGUUACAAAGUGUUCCUAUCCAAUUUUAUCUAACUCCCUUUACAAACAUAUACGUAAUUACAGUAGUAAAGUGACUACAAAUGCAGAUGAUAUUUUCAAUAAAUUUACGGAUUGGGAAAGAUUAAGUAGGAAAAAAGCUAUCAGCAAAGCUAUGAAGGCCUACUUAGAAAGAGCUAAAGAACAUGAUGAAUUUAUGAAAAAGCAGCACGUCGAAUAUAAUAUUGGUAAAAGGCAUCUUGCUAAUAUGAUGGGAGAAGACCCAGAGACAUUUACACAGAAAGAUGUCGACAGAGCCAUUGAAUACUUAUUUCCAAGUGGCAUAUAUGAUCCUGCUGCCCGUCCUUUGAUGAAACCACCUGAUGAAGUAUUUCCAGCUCGAAAAGCCGCAGAAUUUGAUGAAGCUGGUAGACCUCACCAUUUUCUGUUUUACACAGGAAAACCUAAUUUCUUCAAAUUAUUGUAUGAUGCUGCCGAGCAUAUCGAAAACCUUAACAAGUUUGAAGAUAAAGUUAUCAGGAAAAAAGCCACCCCUGAACAAAGUUCCAAGCUUGAAUUAUCUUCAAGUAUUUGGGUUUCUAAAGAUCAAUUAGAAGUUAUGUUAGUGGAGAAAAUUUCUGACUUGGAAUAUGACAAUUUCAAAUUGGUCAUGGAACGACUUGUAUCACUACCAUAUUCUUAUAGAUGUAUAGAUUUUAUAGAAAAAUUCAGAAAGCCAUUGUCUUUUCAGAAAUUUGCACUGGAAAUUCCUAAACCUAGUUAUGAUGAGGAGGGUCGAUCUUAUAUUACCACAUAUGAGUGCUUGAGAAAAAAGGCCAGAGGUGAUGUAACCAUACGUUCCCCUGGCACUGGCAAAAUAACAAUCAAUGGAAAAGACAUCACCUAUUUUGAAGAUACUCAAAGUAGAGAGCAAGUGAUAUUUCCAUUAAUAUUUACUGGAAUGGAAAAUCGAGUUGAUGUUGAAUGUAAUAUUGAAGGAGGUGGACCAUCAGGUCAAGCUGGUGCAAUACGGUGGGGAAUAGCAUGGGGUCUACGAAGCUUUGUUGAUCAAGCAAUGCUUGAAUCAAUGCAAGUUGCAGGUUUGCUUACGAGGGAUCACAGAAGAAGGGAACGUAAGAAGCCUGGUCAGCCUGGUGCUAGGAAAAAGCCUACAUGGAAGAGGCGUUAAGAUUUCUUGUAAUGUGUUUAUGAUAUUGUAGUUAAUAAAUAAACAACAGAAUAAAUUUAUCAGUUUUAUUAAAAAUAGUUUCAGAAAUCAA